UGGUAUGAAAAUGUUUUUUCCAAUAUGCGAUUGCUGAGCGGACACGUUCCUGCUCCCGCUUCCAUCACUUUCGCCACUACAACUGCCACCUCUGCUAUUACUCCCACUAUAUCUACUACUACAACAUCGAGCAUAAUCGAAAUAAGCGAUAAUGCCAGCGUCGACGAUGUGGACAGUUUUCACGAUCAACAUGAAGACGACGACCCUGUAUCGCCAACAACAACUUCAAAUAACGAGAAUGCCAGCAGUAUUAUUGUCGAUAGAGAAGCCGAUCUUUUACGACGAGAGCUACAGAUGCAGAGAAACCAACAGCAGCGUCGUGAGCUGGCCCUCCGCAUGCAGCAGUUAGACGACGAGUAUGAAGACGAAACAAAUAUGUAUCACUAUCUCAUUCCUGCGAAUCUGAAUGAACAAUUUGAAGUAGCUGAAACAAACACCACCGUCGACACCUAUCUGAUGCGUGUUAUUAGAGAACGUCGCAGAUACACGAUUCUAAUGACAUAUUCUGAAACAGAUCAAUACACACGCCAUGUAUAAGCUUUUGUUUCUAUACCUUCUCUCUCUAUCUUUUUCUCUUUAGUUUUUUUUCCAUUAGAUCUCUCUUUACUUUUUUUUCUCCCUUCUUGUUUUAUCAAAUUUCUUUAAUGUUUAUUCCACCAUUUCUUCAUCAUUUUUCAAACUAUAAUAUAUUAUCCGAUCAUCAACUUCAUG
Molecule: messenger RNA, 711 nt
Organism: Zychaea mexicana
Lineage: Eukaryota; Fungi; Mucoromycota; Mucoromycetes; Mucorales; Lichtheimiaceae
Exons: 2
Coding region: 25-537 (170 amino acids)
Source: RefSeq, a predicted model, not a curated record